Molecule: messenger RNA, 1474 nt
Organism: Oppia nitens
Lineage: Eukaryota; Metazoa; Arthropoda; Arachnida; Sarcoptiformes; Oppiidae
Product: neuropeptide Y receptor type 2-like
Exons: 3
Coding region: 1-1377 (458 amino acids)
Biological process (GO): G protein-coupled receptor signaling pathway
Cellular component (GO): membrane
Molecular function (GO): neuropeptide Y receptor activity
Source: RefSeq, a predicted model, not a curated record
AUGGCCACAAUCAGCGACACUACCCAACUAAUCAUUAACUAUGACUAUCCCAAUGAAUUGCUUAUGAAUGUCACUAUGGAUGAGCUCAAGAGUCAGGUGCUCAACAAAAUCAUAGUCGACUUUGCCAACAGAGACCAUAUUUUCGAUGGUCUGACCGAAACUGUAUUGAAAAUCGCUUAUACACUACUGAUACUGACGGGUAUUGUGGCCAACGUGUUGGUCAUCGGCAUUAUUGUGGCCAACAAAAAACUGAUGACCAGCAAUAACCUAUUGUUAUUGAAUUUGUUUGUAUCCGAUAUACUAUUGUGUAUAUUUUGUAUGCCAUUCACACUGUUGGCUAUUACACGCCGAAGCUAUCCGUUUGGGCCGUGGAUCUGCAAACUGGUGCCAUUCAUACAGGCGGUCACUACACUGGUUUCGGCGGCCACUGUCCUAUCGAUAGCCAUCGACCGUAUGAUACAGAUUAAGUCCAAUCAAUCAACUGCUGUGAGACCCGGUAUGUCAAUACAGUCGACACCCAAACUAAUCAAAUAUGCCAUAAACACACUGAUCAUAUGGUUGUUAUCUACAAUUAUAUCGUCGCCGAUAUGUAUCUAUCAGUCGCUGGUCGAGUACGGCAUACCCGGUGUCGUUAUAUUUGAUAAAUGUGUCGAACACUGGCCCUAUCAUAUACGAGGUGUCUAUUCCCUGGUCAUACUGAUAACACAGUUGCUCAUACCGAGCACCGUUAUGCUGGUAUCGCACUAUCGUAUCCGAUCGCAUCUAAGCGAUCAUAGGGUGUCCCGUUGUUAUCGGUCGGUCAACAGAUAUUAUUGUGGCAACAGUUUAUCGCCGCCCAAACCCGAUGACGAGGAAGCCGUCAGCAGUUUAUCGACAACACAGUUGAACACUAAUAGCGGAAAUAAUAAUAAUAAUAAUACUAAAAAUAUUGGAAACAAUAACUAUGAAAAUAAUAAUAAUAAUAAUAUUGUUAGGACUAACAGACUUGACUCCAGCCACGAGUUGACCGUCGGUAACGAUCGGGAGACGUCAAUCGUAAAAGGAUCGCCAAGUUUUGUUGGUCUAAACCAAAACAACAACAACAAGUGUAUCAACAAAGAGAUGCACCGAAACAAUCGGGUGACCAUAUUUCUGGUCACAUUGACGGCCAUAUUUAGCGUUUCGUGGCUACCAUUGAAUGUGUUCAACAUUUACGUUGACUUUAAUCCGGACGUCGGCUUAAGUACCAGAGAUCUGUUCCUAGUGUUGGCCGUCUGUCAUCUGAUAGCCAUGUCUUCGGCGACCACUAACGCCAUACUCUAUGGCUUUCUUCAUACGGCUAUUCGCAAUGAAUUGACGGAUACUAUCAAUAAGAUUAAGUGCUAUUUUCGUCGAUGAGUGAGUGGGUGAGUGAGUGAGUGUGUGUGAGUGUGUGUGAGUGUGUGUGAGUGUGUGUGAGUGUGUGUGAGUGUGUGUGAGUGUGUGUGAGUGUGUG